This is a messenger RNA of Ilex paraguariensis (yerba mate), 264 nucleotides long. NCBI's taxonomy places the organism in Eukaryota, Viridiplantae, Streptophyta, Magnoliopsida, Aquifoliales, Aquifoliaceae. The record is from the annotation of a GenBank genome assembly.
AUGAUUGUUGAAGCAAGGGAGACACUUUUGCAGAAGUUGCUAAACAAGAAGAACGCAGUGAUGAAAGCCUCUGAGAACUCUGAGGCUGUUAAUACGUUUCCAGAUGGUGGUAUAAUUAAUAGCACACAAGAAGAUGAGUGCCCAUCUCAGCAAAAGGAUGUUUUAGCUGAGGUUGUCAAUGCGUUACAGGAGACAGAGAUUGAUGACCAUGGGAAAACUGAGCAGUGGUCAGAAGAGGAAGAUGUUGAACUUGCCCAUCGCUAG